GUUCGUACUUAAACGCAGAAAACAUUUUCACUAUCAAAUGGGUUUGGUUUUGGUUUUGGGGCUUCCCACCACGCUAUACCUCCUCCACCAUCUCUUCUUCUUCUUUCUCCUCCCUACUCCCUUCAUUCAAUUGACUGUUUGACCAAGCAGAUCCGGCAAUGGAGGAGGGCAGGAAGAUCUUGUGCGAUUGGGCCGUGAUUCGAUCCCUAUUUGCUAUUCUUCAGUGGUGGGCUUUCAAUGUCACCGUUAUUAUCACCAACAAAUGGAUCUUCCAGAAAUUGGACUUCAAGUUCCCUUUGACGGUGUCUUGCAUUCACUUUAUAUGCUCAGCUAUUGGUGCCUACCUGGUGAUUAAAGUGUUAAAGAUCAAGCCUCUAAUUGUGGUUGACCCCGAAGAUCGCUGGAAGAGGAUUUUCCCCAUGUCAUUUGUAUUUUGUAUAAACAUAGUUUUGGGAAAUGUCAGCCUGCGCUAUAUUCCUGUUUCUUUUAUGCAAACCAUAAAGUCAUUUACCCCUGCAACUACAGUCAUUUUGCAGUGGCUGGUUUGGGGUAAGCACUUUGAUUGGCAAAUUUGGGCUUCUUUGGUUCCUAUUGUUGGAGGAAUUCUUCUUACAUCUAUCACAGAGCUUAGUUUCAAUAUGUUUGGAUUUUCUGCUGCCUUAUUUGGCUGUCUUGCUACUUCUACAAAAACUAUCCUUGCAGAAUCUCUGCUUCAUGGUUACAAAUUUGACAGCAUAAACACAGUAUAUUACAUGGCACCUUUUGCAACUAUGAUCUUGGCUGGACCAGCUUUACUAUUGGAGGGACCUGGAGUGGUGGAAUGGUUGCAUACUUCUCCAUCUCUUCUCUCGCCAUUUAUUAUUAUAUUUGGCUCUGGACUUUUGGCAUUUUGCCUUAACUUCUCUAUUUUCUACGUCAUCCAUUCCACUACUGCCGUCACUUUCAAUGUUGCUGGAAACCUUAAGGUCGCAGUUGCUGUUACUUUUUCAUGGCUGAUUUUCCAGAACCCGAUUUCGGGGCUGAAUGCUUUUGGAUGCGGGGUGACUCUCAUCGGGUGUACGUUCUACGGGUACGUGAGGCACAUGCUCUCGCAACAGCUGCCUGGAACACCUCGGACCCCACGCACUCCCCGAACACCACGCACCCCCCGGAGCAAGAUGGAGCUUCUUCCCCUUGUAAGUGACAAGUUAGACGAUAAAGUGUAAUAUGUCCAAGCAUUCAUGGAUGAGGAGGCAUCUAUUCAUCUAACCUUGUAGCAAAAUAGGUGACUAUAAAAAUACAUAGGAAAGAGGGGAAAAAAAAGGAACCUUUUUUUUACUUGUUUAAUUUCCUAUAGGUUAACUUAUCCCCCUUCACCCCUGCAAAAGAUUUUAUCAUACUUGAGAUGUGCGAUAUUUAUUGUCUGCGAUUUCUUAAUGAGUCAUACAUCUGUAAUCGUAAUAUGGAGAUGAUGAGCUUAAAUUAUAUACGGAGUUUGAUAUUUCAUUUGGGA
Ipomoea nil (Japanese morning glory) is the source of this 1492-nucleotide messenger RNA. RefSeq names its product UDP-galactose transporter 1. Gene Ontology annotation, cellular component: Golgi apparatus. The transcript has 5 exons. Bases 159 to 1205 code for a protein of 348 amino acids. The record is from RefSeq and is a predicted model, not a curated record. NCBI's taxonomy places the organism in Eukaryota, Viridiplantae, Streptophyta, Magnoliopsida, Solanales, Convolvulaceae. Gene Ontology annotation, molecular function: antiporter activity.